AAGAAUGAAAAUGGAUGAAUCAAAGACUUGAUUCAUUUUGGAGAUAGGAUAUUUUGCACAUUAAAGAUUUAAACAGCAUUUUAACAUCGCAUAAAACCGUUUUUUACAGGAAUAAAAACAGCAAAUAUUGAUGUGUGUGUCUUUUAUAUUUGGAAAGUACAGAAAGACGUAACCACUCGCCGGUUGAUGAGCCGGUUUGUUUGCUUGGUUGUGUUUGCUUAUUUCCACAUGUUGUCCUGACUCACUGCUGGGAACAAAAACACUCGACAGUCUAUGAAACCAAGCCGCAGUAUGAAACACAGAAGAAAUGCUGCUGUGCUUUCCAGCGCUCUAAAGAUGGCCGUGUGGAUGCUCCUGACUCUAACCGCACUCGCUGGAUGUGCCCACUCUUGCCCAGAUCUGUGCUCCUGUUCCUUUACAGAGGUGGUGUGCAGCCAAAGCGCCCUCACACAUUUCCCUGUCGAUGGUUUGCCCUCCAACACAACUCGCCUAUCCAUCCAAUCCACCAACCUCAGCAGCGUGACAGCGAGCCACUUGAGUGCCGUGCCCCUUUUAAACGACCUCCAGCUGUAUCACACCAACCUAAAAAGCCUUCCUUCAGAUCUACUGAAGAACGUUCCUCACCUGAACACGUUGGAUCUCACAGGAAAUCAUCUGGUUCAUCUUCCUUCCAAUGUCUUCCGCCAUGACUCACUUCAAAGUCUCGUGCUGAGGAACAAUCUGAUCCAAACAGCCGAUGCCGAGUGGUUUUCUGGCAACAGCAGCAUCACCUGGUUGGAUUUGUCUGGUAACCGUUUAACCGUUGUACCCGCCGCUCUUCUUCAGAGGCUGCCCAGUCUGGAGAAUCUAGACGUUAGUGAUAACAAUCUGCGAGACCUAGAACCCGCCGCCCUGAGGAACCUGCGCCGCCUGGAGACGCUGAAUCUCGCCAGUAACAACUUAAGCUCCUUGACACCGACAAUCUUCAGCCACAACCUGAAACUAUCGCAACUGUUUUUGCAAGAUAAUCAGCUCCAAGAGCUGCCAGGGACCCUCCUCCAGGGUCUUCAACAUCUCGAACUUCUGCUGCUCAAUCAGAAUCAGCUGCAGCGUUCCCCCUCGGGGCUGCUGGAUGACAGGACAUCCUCUUUCCGGGUCGUUUUAGGAGGAAACCCCUGGGUGUGCGAUGAGAAGAUGGAGUAUCUGUGGAAGUGGCUGGCUGUCCAUCCUCAAAAUGUCCUCUUCUCGGAGGAGGUGACAUGUGCACGGCCUGAAGCUCUUGAACACAGACAAGUGGUCUCUUUAACUAGCGGUGAGCUUGGACUUCACACGAUUCAAAACCAGUGAUGUGGAGGUUGUAAAAGUUUAAAACUCUGCUCUCUACAUUCCACUGAAAUCGGAUGUCAAAUGAACUGCUGGAAUAAAACGUUAUGAUUCAUUCUGUUAUCAUGCACUACUUUCUUAUGUCUUUUUAAUCCACCAUUGUUUGGAUAUUUUUCAGCCCUCUGGGUGGCGUAAGACGAUACUUCUUAAAAGCAAUGAGCUGAACAGACAGUGCGGCUUAUCUAAGAAUUAAUUCACCCAACAGAUUCCAGCCAAAUCAUCUGUCAAAUCAAAAAUUGUGAUUGGAUGCAAAUAUAUUCUGUUAAUGUUGAUCUUGAUCUGCGAGGCACCUAAUCUCUAAAUUUAUUGGAAUAAUUUAAAUAUGGAGAAACUAUUUUUUACAAUUUUGUAUCAUACUCUCUUUAGAGCAUGGUCCAAAAGCUGUGAUUUAGAGUGAUGUCACAGAAUCACAAGAAGUCAAAGGGCUCCUUCCUCGAGGGUUUUUGAUAUUCUUGCGGUGAAUUCGUGCUCCAACAGAUCUGCCUCACUCGGGUGUUGGUUGCAUCGCAGAUUGCAGCAUUGUUUCAGUCGUGCCCAUUUGUUCUUAAUGAUGUUGAGCAUGUAGGAGUGUGUGGGCAGUGCAAUGGCUGAGUCUUCCAGCUGACCUCUUCUGGGUGUGUUUAAAUAUCUCCGCUUCCUUAGGUCUCUCUCUCUCAUAGUGUAAGUGUGUAUAUAUUCUGUGUGCCCACACACACUGCAUGUCGUCAAGCCUUGAUCCCAGUGAGUGCAGACCUAAAGAGAAUGUAUUACCGAAUGUAUUAUUAUGUCUUAAAUAUAAAACAUUGCCUCAUUUAGGGGAUGUUACUUGUGAAAAUUAAUCUGUGUUUGUAAAUGCUCCAUAAAAGGAAGAGGGACAUUUUCAGAGGUGUGGUAUAUGUCUUUAAUUCUACCUCUCUGAAUUGUAUCCUCCAGGCUCACGGUUGAGGUCACGGCUCUAAUGUGUGUCAGUGUGUAAUGUCAUGCAGGUUGUUCCUGAGAUAAAUGAGGAUGAGGCUACUCUCCCUAUACGUGUGGAGGAAUGCUCUCCACCAUAUUGUUGGCUGAUGAUGACUGACGGGCACAGCCUUAAAAAUGACUGAGGCCUUUCUGAAUUGGUGUUAAAGUAAUGGAGACACUUAAGUGCUACUAAUUUGCACAAACUGGUAUGCUAAUUAGUUGACAUUUUUACAAUAAUCAACUAGAAUGGGAUUUCUCUGAUUAUUUAUUUUAAAUAUUAAAACUCAGGCUAGUCUUUG
Molecule: messenger RNA, 2597 nt
Organism: Pseudoliparis swirei
Lineage: Eukaryota; Metazoa; Chordata; Actinopteri; Perciformes; Liparidae
Product: leucine-rich alpha-2-glycoprotein-like
Exons: 2
Coding region: 274-1326 (350 amino acids)
Cellular component (GO): plasma membrane
Molecular function (GO): protein binding
Source: RefSeq, a predicted model, not a curated record